AUGCUAAGUCACGAGGUUGAGGGUAACUUUCUUUCUUUUUUUCAGACUCUUGACUAUGAUGCCAUUACCAACCUCCGAAAUCUACAGUUCUCUUCGACCAAUACUGCCGUCCCGUCUGCCCUCCUCGGAGGGGUCCCCUUCAGCUCUGGCGAUAUGUCGGGCUCCCCUAGCGCCAGCUUCGGUCGACCCCUCACAAUGUCCGGCAAUGAUGUACUGAGCAGAACUCGGACGAUCCAUGAGGGCAUGUUGGGCUUCGAGGCUGCGGGAGCGGGACAACCGAUGCUGAAGCGAACAAUCGCAGCCAACGGUGUCUUCUGGACGGCAGCCACUUGCCUCUUGGUGGCCACGGUCGUGUUGCUUUUCUUGAUCGGAGCCAUUGUCAUUAUCACCUACCGUAGAAGGAAGCCAUCAACUGUGGUGCUUAACGGUAAGACUGACCUGCCAAGAUGUCAUUGA
Molecule: messenger RNA, 456 nt
Organism: Protopolystoma xenopodis
Lineage: Eukaryota; Metazoa; Platyhelminthes; Monogenea; Polystomatidea; Polystomatidae
Source: the annotation of a GenBank genome assembly